AGGAGAGCGGGAGGAGGAGGAGGAGAAGGAGGGGGAUACACACACACACACACACACAUACGCUUCCCGCCCCGCGUCUGAAAACCUCUCUGACAAGUGGCAAACCGCUAGCAGAGCACGCUGCUCCUUCCGAAGAGCGGGUGGAAGCCGCGGGGGCUCGCCCCUAGCCCAGCCCUGCUGCCGGCUUUUGGCUCCUCGCCCCUCUCCCAUCACCUCCUUCCCCGUCGCCCCUGCUGUGGCGCUGAGUGGAGACCCGCUGCCGGGCGGCGUGCGGUGCUGGCUGCAGUCUCGCCUUGAAAGUGUGCGAGCCGGUUGAAGGCUUUCCUUCUACUUACCGCUAUUUUUUUUGAAUUAUUAUUAUUAUUAUUAUUAUUUUGUCUUUUCCGCUAUUUAUUUUUCUCGUACUUUAUUGUUACUGUUUUUUGUUGCCGCUGUUUGUAAACUAAUUGCUUCCAUGGGGGGCGGAGGAAAGGAAAUCAGAGCUGCCGCAGCCGAAGGGUGUAAAGGCGCUCUGGUGAAAAGCCGCGGAGCCGCAGGACGGGAUGGUAGCGGGCAGUGCGGCCGCGGCGGGGAUUGCUGCCCGCGGUGGGCCGGACCGUGCGGCUCGGCGCUGGCGGCUCUCCUCUCCGCCCUGGCUGCCGCCUCCUGCGUCUACCUGGGGGUGCGGACCAGCGACCUCCAGGCCAGGGUCGCGGCCAUCGAGGGAGCCCGAGGGGGCUUCUCUACCGCCGCCCCGCUCCCGCCGCUUCCUAGCUUCUCCCUGGAGCAGCUGAACGCGAUGAUGCAGGAGAAAGUGGAGCGGCUUCUCGCCCAGAAAUCCUACGAGCACUUGGCAAAAAUACGAGUAGCGAGAGAAGCGCCUCCAGAGUGCAACUGCCCACCAGGUCCUCCAGGGAAAAGAGGUAAGCGGGGCAGAAGAGGAGAGACUGGACCUCCUGGUCAACCUGGUCCUCAAGGCCCACCUGGUCCAAAAGGCGAGAAGGGAGAUCAAGGUGAUCAGGGCCCUCGGAUGGUGUUUCCUAAAAUCAAUCAUGGGUUUCUCUCAGCUGAUCAGCAGCUCAUUAAACGCCGCCUCAUUAAGGGGGACCAAGGACAAGCUGGACCCCCUGGACCUCCAGGGCCACCAGGACCCAGAGGACCGCCAGGAGAUACCGGCAAAGAUGGUCCUCGUGGGAUGCCAGGCUUACCGGGUGAGCCAGGAAAACCAGGAGAACAAGGAUUAAUAGGACCUCAGGGGCCUCCAGGACAAAAGGGUUCUGUCGGAGUGCCUGGUGUUCCAGGGAGAGACGGACAAGUGGGUGAACCUGGUUUGCCUGGCAUAGCAGGAGAGAAGGGAGCAGCAGGGCUUAAGGGUGACCCUGGAGAAAGAGGAGAAAAGGGUGAUGCUGGAGAAAAUGGACAGAAGGGUGACACGGGAGAAAAGGGUGACCCUGGUUCUUCUGCUGCAGGAAUUAAGGGUGAACCUGGUGAAUCUGGACGGCCUGGACAAAAGGGUGAACCAGGUCUUCCUGGGCUUCCUGGACUCCCUGGGAUAAAGGGUGAACCAGGUUUCAUUGGUCCGCAAGGAGAACCUGGGUUGCCAGGGCUACCAGGAACAAAGGGUGACAGAGGAGAGGCUGGUCCUGUUGGGAAGGGUGAGCGGGGUGAACCUGGAGUUCCUGGACCAAAGGGAAAAACAGGUGAACCUGGAUCUAGAGGCCCAAAAGGGUCAAAGGGUGAUACAGGUGACAGAGGUGACACAGGAUCUACAGGUCCACGGGGACCACCUGGACAGAAAGGCGAUCAAGGUGCAACAGAGAUAAUUGAUUAUAAUGGCAACAUCCAUGAAGCACUGCAGAGGAUCGCCACCCUCACUGUCACGGGGCCACCAGGACCACCAGGACCCCAAGGGCUACAAGGGCCAAAGGGUGAACCAGGAUCCCCAGGAACUCCAGGAGUUGAUGGCGAACAAGGUCCUAAAGGCUCAAAAGGCGAUACAGGUGAUCCUGGAAUAUCUGGAGAAAAGGGAGGAAUUGGACUGCCUGGCCUGCCAGGAUCCAAUGGUAUGAAGGGCGAAAAAGGAGAUGUUGGUUUGCCUGGUGCCCAGGGUCCUUCAAUGAUAGGACCACCGGGACCACCAGGGCCACAUGGUCCUCCAGGCCCCAUGGGACCUCAUGGACUGCCUGGCCCAAAGGGUGUAGAUGGCCCAGUUGGUCCCCAUGGCCCUGCAGGUCCUAAAGGAGAGAGAGGUGAAAAGGGAACCACAGGUGACCCUGGACCCAGAGGACCAUACGGCUUGCCUGGUAAAGAUGGAGAGCCUGGCAUUGAUGGUUUCCCUGGUCCUCGAGGAGAAAAGGGUGAUAUAGGAGAAAAGGGAGAAAAGGGAUUCCGUGGAAUUAAGGGGGAAAAAGGGGAGCCAGGCCAGCCUGGCCUGGAUGGGCUGGAUGCCCCUUGCCAAUUGGGUCCCGAUGGAUUACCAAUGCCUGGCUGUUGGCAAAAGUGAUGAAUCUAACCAUACAAGCAUGAAGUUGUGUAUAUAGUGCUCCACUUUUUGUAUUUAUAGUUGAAAACUGAAAAUUUUAUUUUACAAGUCUGAGAUAUGUUUACAUGUAGCUGCUUUUACUUGUUUGCAAUAGUCUGUGUGUACAUCUGGUUUUCACUUACAUCUGCGGUUAGAUGAUAUAUAACUGCAGGGUAAACCUGCAAAGAUUCUCUCUUAUAUUAGAGAGAGAUCUCAAUACAAUGAUCCAUAAUAGAAAUCUGAUUAUUUCUGUAAAUUCUUAUAUUUUGGCUUAUGGACCUGCAUGGACAAUGAGUGCCAUGAGCUAGUUUACAAGAAAUUGUGACCAAAUAAGAGCAAAAUGCUACAAAAUGUACUGUACCAGCUGCCAUUGAAGUUUACUGACUUGGCUUCCAUGUCCAUCUUAAAUACUUCACUGAUUCAUGCCCCAUCUGCUUGUACAGACUAAAAGCAUGAGUUUGUGUGCCAAACCUGCUUGUUGUGUGAUCACAUUAUGUACUAAAUGGCUGCUCACGGUGACCUUUGAUUCCAGUUUCUGAAUCAUUUCCUCUUGUCAUCCCAAGGGAGUCACACCAUGGCUUAUUGCUAAAAAGAGAUAAACCAGAGGAGGAUAGAAAGAGGCCUUGAAUUUUUGGAUAAUAGAGUUCCAGCUGCAGGUGGAUGGCUUCCAGUCUUGCGGGUUACUUGGCCCCUUUGAUCAAAGGGGGUCCCGCCUGUUAAUCAGCAUCAGUUUGCCUUGCACUGCUCGCGGUCGUGAAGACAUUCACGACAGGCCCUGUCAAGUCCUUAAUCAAGAAGGAAAGAAGUUUGAAGAAGAAACCAGACUUCUCUGUGGGUUGUUUGAAAAGGUUACAGUGGUGCUGCAGGGAUCCCUUCUCCAUGGCAGACACCGCCUGAGGCCAGAAGCUUCUCAACCUUACCCAAGGAUGGACAGAAUAUGUGCUCUGCAUAUUGUAUUUUGGGACUGCUGGAGGAAACAGCAUUCUUGAGGCGAGGAUGAAUCAGAACAUCCUCCAGUGGAGAAGGAUAAAGGAACUGAUCAGAGACAUAUGUACCAUGGUUUGAUUUUCAGGUGAUUCAGUUUAAAUUACAUAAAACUAGCAGAACUUCUCUGCAGAAUUUUGGAAGCUAUGGUUAAUUUUGUUUCCUUUUCCCGUAACUGUUGCCGUAAAGGAUGCAUUUCAAUAAUCUGUUCAACAUUUGUGAUGUUGGCAUUGAAGAAAAUACUUCAAGCCAGACAUGCAUCUUGUUUCAGUAUUAAGUUUUUAUUUUAGAGUCUUUGAAGCCUUUAAGUCUACAAAAAAAAAAAAAAAAAAGUUUAUUUUUGUGUUUCACAAAUUGAUUUAUAUUCAUAAUUGAUCUUGUUCUUUUUCUGCUGUUACAGUGACUUUACUGGACAUUAUUAUUCAAAAAACAUUGGAGAAACAAGUCUGUGUGAUUACCACUGCACGCUUGUUACCGCACUACACUGUUAAAGGUGUCGGUAUUUCUCCGUUUCUGUUCAGAUGACUAGCUUUCUAGGCAAACAUGGGCAACGUUUUGCUUUUCCACUUUUUUAUUGUUAGAAAUACUGAAUUUGUGCACAUUUGUAGUUUUUGCCAUGAGAUAUUUCUUCCAGUUUUGAGUCUUCAUAUGGUGCACUGUAGUUAGCUUGAGAGGCUAGGUCAUGAGAAAGGGUGCCAUAUUUGGCACAUGGAAGUUCUUUUUAUAGCACUCCCAUUCCUAGUGUAUAUAGCAGGAUGAUCACAAACUUUUUUAGUUAUGUUUCUGAGAGUUGUUUUUCAUACACAGACCAAAACUAAAGUUGAAGAAGACAACCUGUGUCCAUCCAUGUGUGGGCACCUUACCCUUCUUGGAAUGCAUGUUUUUGCUUACUCCAUCAUUUCUAAAUCAUGUGAAGAUGGAGACCUGGUGUGGUUGCACUUUUCAUAUUGAUCCACAAUCUCAGAUCAAUGGAAAAGCCACUAUAAUGCCAUCUUUCACUUUGCUAAAUCUUUAUUGUCAUUUUGCUGUAUCAGAGACAAAAAGGGCUUUUCAAGAGGGGAAACCUUCCACAGAUUUUUUUUAAACUAAAAAUUAAUUUUGUGGCCUCCUUCUGGUAAUACCUUACUA
Neopsephotus bourkii (Bourke's parrot) is the source of this 4612-nucleotide messenger RNA. It is a transcript of the gene COL25A1, whose product is annotated as collagen type XXV alpha 1 chain. The record is from RefSeq and is a predicted model, not a curated record. NCBI's taxonomy places the organism in Eukaryota, Metazoa, Chordata, Aves, Psittaciformes, Psittacidae. The coding region runs from base 455 to 2482 and encodes 675 amino acids. The transcript is spliced from 37 exons.